This is a messenger RNA of Malassezia japonica, 609 nucleotides long. RefSeq lists its product as uncharacterized. The record is from RefSeq and is a predicted model, not a curated record. The transcript has a single exon. The coding region runs from base 1 to 609 and encodes 202 amino acids. Lineage: Eukaryota; Fungi; Basidiomycota; Malasseziomycetes; Malasseziales; Malasseziaceae.
AUGCACCACCUGUCUAACCUCAAGUGCAACGCUACUGGCCUCGCGCCCGAACACUCCAUGGUCCUCCCUGAGCGCGAGAUGGCCGCGGACGAGGUCGUGUUCAUGAACGGCCUGCUGCAGCUCUAUGUGCAGUACGCGGACGACCUCAUGGCCAUGUUCGCCCCGGAGAUUAUCUACUCGAUGCCGACCGGCAGCGUGGUCGUCGGCAAGGCGGCCGUCGCGGACAAGUUCCGCCAGCUUACCCAAAUGAACCCCGGCCGCGUGAUCCGCCAGCGCCUGCUGCAGACGCCAGAGUCGCUCCCGGCCGGCGCCAUGGUCAUCGACCAGAUGGUGUCGUCUGCCGACGAAAUGCAGCCGGCCAACGUGCGCAACCUGAUCGUGGUGAAGCGCCGCGAGCAGGACGGUCUCAUCACCAGCCUCACCGAAGAAGAGGGCCACCGCAAGGCGACCGUUCCCUUGGCUGCGCGCGUCGGCUCGGCCAACUUGUUCAACUCGCCGACCGAUAACAUGGUCUCGCCGUGCACUUCGAAGCUGAACCUUGCCAAGCGGAGGCACCACCUGAAGGGCAAGCCGACCGCACUCUUUGCUGGAAUGUCGGGCGGUAUGUAA